AACUAUAGUUCCUAAAAUAGGUCAUCGAGCGAAUAUUUAAAAAAAAAUUAAAGAAGAAAAACUCAGGCUUAUUACUGGUUGUCAGAGUGAUGUCACUAUUUUGUCAGAUUCAUUGACACAAAGGGAUCAUGUGUUUUCAUCCACAAGAACGUCAUCCUCAUUAACAUCCGCGGAAUAUGAUAGUGAUUCACACACAUCAGUAAUUCACAGCACACCGUUUACUUUUCCGCCCAACGACACAUUUAUGAAUGUGACAUUACUACCAGGAACUUCUACAUCAUCCACGGAUUUAUCUACUCUUGAAAACUAUACCUUGGAGCCCAUUGAAGAACUACCUGCUCCCUCAAUAAAUUCACGGGAAGCCGAGAGUGAAGCAAACACUUCUUUGGUUCCCCUUCCAAAAAAACCUAGACUGGAUACUAUUGAAAGUUUCGAUUUGCAGCAACUUCUUCAAAAAACACGCACAGGGCAGGCGAUAGUCAAUAUAUAUAAAGUAAAAAAAGUUUUAGAUAGCAUCAGUCAGUCCUACUUAGUAGACAUUAUAGUAUGUUUCUUUCUUAAUAACGAACAUUGGAGACUGACUAAUGAUGACUUUGAGGUAAUCGCCGGAAAAAUAAUAGCACUUUUUCCAAAUGAAAACAAGGAUGUAUAUUUUUGCCCUCCUAUAUAUAAAAAAUUUUCAAGGGACCACAAAUCUGAAGCUGCUAGAGGCAAAUUAGUGGAUAAGUACAAGAACAAGCUUACCUAUUUAAGAAAAGCGGGAGUUAUUCCUUUAAUGCGACAUUCUAGCUGUUCACCGGAAAAAGAAGUCAUUUCAGAGGAUUUUAAUCACAACGAUGAUUAUGUAUGGUUAAAAAAUAAUAUUGAGCCGUGGAAUGAUGUCCAAUCCUGUUGGAGAAGAACAUUUUCAUUACGAAACAAAUCUUUAACAGAUGAAAAAGACGUUGCACAAAUUUACGAAGAUUGGCCAAUUCUAAGAAAUCCUUUGGGAUAUACAUUGAUCGAAGACGAUUUUAAACGAAUUUAUCCUGAAAACUAUAACAAUCUAUUAUUAAAUUUCGAACAAGUAGUCGCUAAAGUAAUCGAGCUACGACAGACACAUUUGUCAAUUCGUGACAAACCUUGGGUUGAAAUUUUUAAAUCCACUACUACUACGGAUGAUUACAAAUCAUACACUGCUCUUCUAUUGUUAUCGGCUCUAAUUCCAUGUACAACGAGAUUAGUUAAAAAGAAGAAACAAUGGAAACCUAAUUGUGACGACGCUAUCAAUGGAAUAAUUAUAAAAGUAGAGAAUAUUGGUGACAUCGACGCCGCAAUAAGACAGAGAAAGCAAGAACAUGAAAAAAGUGGUUUACCGGUUCAGCCGUAUAUGAUUGUUGAAAUUGAAGGGUUGGAUGUCAAACAAAUUGUAUGUAUCAUAAAUGGAAAUUUGUAUUUAGUUCCAUCGAUAAAGAAAGGAAUCGAUACAUGCUUUAAGUUUACAAUGGUUUUAAAUUUGAAAUAUACAGCUGAAAGUGAACAUUUGUGGUACUUUAUACAAAGGGCUAUUUACAAUAUUGAAACUAAGUACGAUCAUAAAAUUCCGGCUAUUAUUAGUAUUGUUAACCAGUUAAAAACUUUUAAAUAAGCCUGUGUGUUAGGUGCAAAGGAAUGGAAAACUUAAAGUGUGUAAUCUGCAAAAAAAAAAUUAAAUUUGACGAUUUAAUAAAUCACAUAAAGUUUUAUCACAAAUAUAGUGAAAAUUUUGAAUGUGCGAUAUGUUUUCGUAUUUACACUAAUAUUUAUGUUCUUGAAAAGCACUUUAAAAGGAUUCAUGCAAAGUUUCCACACAUAGUCGAAAAGCCCGAUUGUAAUGUCGCAAAUAGUGUAUGUAAUAAUGACGUGAUCUCUAUGACGGAAAAUGUUGCAUUUGUUGACGAUUCUAUCGCAAGUUGCGCCCCAAGUUUCUCACAAACUUCUACAGCAGCACACGAAUUAGUACAUCGUUUUGUAUCAGAGUUGUAUAACAAAAAUAUAACAAGGAAAAUUAUUCAGCAAAUAGUAGAAAACUGUAAUGGUCUCUUUUCGGAUUUCACUGAUAACAUUGUU
Photinus pyralis (common eastern firefly) is the source of this 2088-nucleotide messenger RNA. RefSeq lists its product as uncharacterized. Lineage: Eukaryota; Metazoa; Arthropoda; Insecta; Coleoptera; Lampyridae. The transcript is spliced from 9 exons. The record is from RefSeq and is a predicted model, not a curated record. The coding region runs from base 245 to 1627 and encodes 460 amino acids.